UUUCUAUGUACAAAAUAUCUUGCUUUCAAAAGUAUUUUAUUAUUAUUAUUAAUAGCAGACCAGAUAUAUAUUUUGCUUAGUAGGCCUAGUCUGGGCAUUCACUACAACUAAAGUGAAAGUAACUGGGACAGUACAUACCUGCAUGUUGCGUUUUCCCUUUCCACACUCCUGAAUAAAAUCCAGCACACUUCACCAUGUCCCUGCAACAUUCUCUCGAGCGACAGAGUAGAAAACUACUGCACGGAUACAAAGAUGAAACAAACUCAAAUGUGGACGUAUAUUUGUGUGAUAUUCCUAACUCUACAGAGUCAAUGCUCUGCUUGCAGAUGGCUCGACAGAUACGGGACUGUGAGCGCCGAAUCUCUGACGCUGCUUCGGGAAAUGAGUGGACAAUAUCAUGAGAAUGUCUGGGUGGAUUUUCCGGGGACCCUGUACAACUUGACAGAGAAAGCUGAGGUGGAGGACCAGGUGAGGUUUUUUGUCUUGACCUUAGACCACAUCAUCAAUCUCAUGGAUGACUCCGAGCACAUGAAUUCAGCGCAAUGGAAUCUAACAAAAGUGAAAUAUUUCCUAGAAGUCCUGCAGAGGCAGUCUUCUGAGCUUAAAGAAUGCGUGGUCCAAUACCAAAAGCCAUUGAAAAAGGAGUCUUACGAGAUCGGGAUAAAAAGGCACUUCAGGACUCUAAAGAAGAUUUUAAAGAAAGAAAAAUAUAGUGCUCAUGCAUGGGAACAGAUCCGGAGAGCUGUGAGAAGCCACCUUCAGAGGAUGGAGAUCAUCGCAAACAACACUAAAAAACGUUUCUGAUAUGCGUUUAAGAGACAAUGACCAACAAAUAAUGUCUGAUACAUUACACAGAACAAAAAAAAAAACUUGUCUUACAAACAUAACACUGAAAAAAGAAGAAUGUUAUAAAUGUAUUUGUGUAUUUACAUGUUUGUUUUUAAUUGCACUGAAUGUAACCUAGACGUGUUUAGAUUGACCAAUAGGUAGGGCUUUAAUGCAGAGUUUAUGUUAUGUGUUUCCUAUGAAAACUUGAAGUUAUCAGAUCAAACAAGCUAAGGAUGUUUUUACAAAAACCUGUAAAAACUUUUCUGUUUGGUUUAGGUGAGAAGAAGCCUCUUUGCCUAAACUAUACUCAGAUAUUUUGCUAACUAAAUGAAAAAACAUGCUAUGCAUUUCAUGUAUUAUUUGUCAGUCAGCCAUGUGAUGCACAUGCAUGUUGGGUACGAGUCAUCGUUUUUUUUUUUAAGUAAAUUGAAAUCGAUUUAUAUAUCUUUGUGCACAAUUUUUUGAUAUCCUAGUAUAUUUAUUGUUUUCAUAUUUAAUAGUAUUUAUAGUUAUUUAUUUGUUCCAACUG
Molecule: messenger RNA, 1357 nt
Organism: Carassius auratus (goldfish)
Lineage: Eukaryota; Metazoa; Chordata; Actinopteri; Cypriniformes; Cyprinidae
Gene: ifnphi1
Product: interferon phi 1
Exons: 5
Coding region: 253-804 (183 amino acids)
Biological process (GO): defense response; response to exogenous dsRNA
Cellular component (GO): extracellular region
Molecular function (GO): cytokine receptor binding
Source: RefSeq, a predicted model, not a curated record